AUGAGCCAGCAGAGACCCAGCAGAGACCAGUGUCUCUGCACUGUGGACCCACAGAAUGAAACAGGGGGCGUAGAAUUCCUCCUCCUGGGGCUCUCAGAUGACCCACAAGUCCAAUAUGUCCUCUUGUGCCUCUUUCUGUCCAUGUACCUGGUCACCAUCACCGGAAACCUGCUCAUCAUCCUGGCUGUCAGCUCCGACCCCCACCUGCACACGCCCAUGUACUUCUUCCUCUCCAUCCUGUCCACAGCUGACAUUGGCUUUAUCUCCACCACGGUGCCAAAGAUGAUUUGGGACAUUCACAGUCAGAGCAGAACCAUUUCCCAUGCAGGCUGCCUAGCACAACUCUCUCUUUUUUACCUGUUUGCAUGUUUGGACAGUUUACUUCUCUCAGCGAUGGCGUAUGAUCGCUUUGUGGCCAUCUGUCACCCCCUGCACUACCCUGUCAUCAUGAACCCCCGCCUCUGUUGCUGGCUGCUUCUGCUGUCUGUUUGUUUCAGCUUGUUUGACUCCCAGCUAUAUAUAGUGAUGAUGUCACAGCUCACCUUUUGUACCCAUGUGGAAAUUCCUCAUUUCUUCUGUGAUUUUCCUCAACUCCUCAGGCUGUCCUGUGGAGACACCUCCACUGACAACCUAUUAAUGUAUUUUAUUGCUGUUAUUUUUGGGGGAGUGCCAGUCUCAGGGAUCCUGUACUCUUAUUCCAGAAUCACGUCCUCUGUUUUGAGAGUCUCAUCCACAGGUGGGAGGUACAAAGCCUUCUCCACCUGUGGCUCUCACGUGACUGUUGUUUGCUUAUUUUAUGGGACAGGCAUUGGGGUGUACCUCAGCUCAGCUGUCUCCCAGUCCCCCAGGAAGGGGGCAGUGUCUUCUGUGGUCUACACAACAAUUGUCCCCAUGCUGAACCCCUUCAUCUACAGCCUGAGAAACAAGGACAUCAAGAGGGCUUUCCAGAAGCUUCUCAGUAGAAGACCCGAAUCAUAA
Sorex araneus (European shrew) is the source of this 978-nucleotide messenger RNA. RefSeq names its product olfactory receptor 18-like. Gene Ontology annotation, biological process: G protein-coupled receptor signaling pathway. Gene Ontology annotation, cellular component: membrane. Gene Ontology annotation, molecular function: G protein-coupled receptor activity; olfactory receptor activity. Bases 1 to 978 code for a protein of 325 amino acids. The transcript has 2 exons. NCBI's taxonomy places the organism in Eukaryota, Metazoa, Chordata, Mammalia, Eulipotyphla, Soricidae. The record is from RefSeq and is a predicted model, not a curated record.